This is a messenger RNA of Brienomyrus brachyistius, 1741 nucleotides long. RefSeq names its product chromosome 1 C7orf57 homolog (gene c1h7orf57). The coding region runs from base 203 to 910 and encodes 235 amino acids. Lineage: Eukaryota; Metazoa; Chordata; Actinopteri; Osteoglossiformes; Mormyridae. The record is from RefSeq and is a predicted model, not a curated record. The transcript has 8 exons.
AAGUGAUUCUUGGAGAGGAUCGCAUUGAUUGUGGCAUCGAAGGCGCCCGCAUUCACUGCCGGAUGCGGCGUUGAGUGGUACCCUGGGCGUCCUCCUCCACCAUCUCCGCCAUCUCCCAUCUCAUUUCCAUGGUUACCGAGGGACUGAUCAUCCUCCGGAAACAGCGUGCUGGCAGCGCCUAGCUUGCAGGAUAUUUUCGGUAAUGAGUACCAAGAAAAACCACCGACGGCUGAAACAUGGCUUUAAUGUACACGAGCACGGGAUUGCGAGCACCAACGGUACCGAGGGACCCGCGUCCCAGAUUCCGGGGCUGUCGCACUGUGCCGACGCUGCUCCUGAGGAGGCGAGACCCGGCCGCCGCGUCGGCAUCUUCGAGACAGACUCGGAUUACGUGAAGCUCGCCAAGCAAGGGGGGCAAAAGGGUUUAUUGUGGCAUGAAGAUUCCAAAACAAACGCUAAACCCAAAGCGCCAUACGGGUUCCGCACCAAUGGAGAUGCUCCGCAGAAAAUGAGCAAAGCUAAAAGAUCAAACUCUGAUGGUUUGACAUCUGGAGAAUCCAAGGAAAGUUCAUCUAAGGGGGCCAUGCAAAAGCUAGAAGCUCCUUUUGGGGGCGACAGUAAAUCGGCCUGGGAGAGAGAAGAUAAUAGUUUUUCUGGUAAAGAGAAGGCGUCCAAAGGCGACGAGGCCACUGACCAAAUGCAGAAGCUGUCUUUGACCUCUUUAAACUACGGAGAAUCAAACAAGUUUAAGAGGCGGUCCUACGACAAGAAGAUGCCCCCCAUUUGCAUGUCAAAGCUGCUGAGCUUUGGCUACGUGGAGGAAGACAAGAAGUCCCCCAACGACGACGACGCUUCAAGUAUGACAUCAGAGCAGACCAGCUCCAUAGCACUCGAGGAGGAUCUGGAGUAGGGCGUGCUGUGGGAAAAACAAAAAAAUCAGAAGUCUUUUUUCGUGUCUACUUUCUCAUUUUUUUUUCUUUUACGGGAUUUUAUAUUUCACUUCCAGCAUUAAUGGCAAUUUGCAGUUUUUCCAUUUGAAUUUGUUUCUAGCUUAAACAUCCAUUAGUGCUUAUGGUAUUGUAUUUUUAGAAGUAGCGUUAGAGCGAAUUAAUUAGUCGCGACGGUAAUGAAAAUGCAACCGAUUUUCAGUGCAUCUCUUAACAAAUAACUCAAGGGCUUGUGCUGAGGUAGCUGACAUACAGAACCUUCAUAAAACGAAUGCAACACCGACUUCUUACCUCUGGGAUUCACAGAAAGACCGAACCCUCAAACCUUAAGCUAAUUACGUGCCCUGUCUGAAGGGUCCACCUACACGCAUCUCAAAACGGGAUUCCGAGAGACUGCAAACGAGCUUUUCUGGGUGACGACACUCUCUCAUCAGGGAUAGCAGCCAUCGCCCACCUGAGGAUGUCAAAUACCAGCUUUUCAGGACUUUUCGCUAACAGUGUACGUUAGAGGUUUCCUUUCCGGCUGUCUUCCAUUUUAUGUGAGUGCGCGUGUAUUUCAACGUUUUAUCGUGCAGUUGUAUUUUUUUUUUACAUUCAUUUAUGCAAAAAGCUAUUAUGCAACCUGAGUAUUUUUUAUUUAUUUAAGGUCUUCCCAUUAAUUUUUUUACCCUUUUACAGUGAUUUGUUCAGAUUUGUUUAAUUGUAAUAUUUUAACAAAUUUGCAUGUGCAUGUACAUUUUUAAAAUCAUUAUUGUUAAAUAAAUAAACAGUUUGUAGCUGUUGUGCUAAAUUAA